Notechis scutatus (mainland tiger snake) is the source of this 554-nucleotide messenger RNA. The record is from RefSeq and is a predicted model, not a curated record. NCBI's taxonomy places the organism in Eukaryota, Metazoa, Chordata, Lepidosauria, Squamata, Elapidae.
AGUCUCCACAUCUUUUGGACGUUAUGGUUCUCGGAGUAGCCCUUGGAGCAUCUCCCUUGGGAAGCGCCUCGAAGGGCCCAGAAACGGAGGCCCUUCCCUCUCGGUCCAGAGCGGGCUGGCCACGACUCUGAUGGAGGCCACGGGCGACAAGGAUCCCCUCGUCCAGGAGCAGAUCUUCAGCGCCCUCUGUGCUUUGGGCCAGGCGGAGCCCGAGGAGGUCUUGAACGCUUGCGAGGAGUACCUGCGGCAGCACGAGAAGCUGGCCCACCCCCACCGGGUCAUUCUCCUGAGGGCCAUGGAAGCCGUGGUGAAGAGCAGCCUGGCUCAGCUGGACAAGAGCACGGCCAAGAUCGUCAUCUUCUUGGCCUCCAGCGAGAUGACCAAGUCUAAGGAGGCUUUUCCAGAGUGGCAGCAAGCCGCCAGCACCGUCCUGGUCGCCGUGGGGAGGCGUUUCAUCAACCAGGUGAUGGAGGAGAUGCUGACCAAGUUCCAGCCAGGGGUCUUACCCCACUGCUUCGUGGUGCUGACCUUCGCCAACCUCUCGGUGACCAAUG